Strongyloides ratti is the source of this 714-nucleotide messenger RNA. Its product is annotated as Exosome complex component RRP40. Gene Ontology annotation, molecular function: RNA binding. Gene Ontology annotation, biological process: nuclear polyadenylation-dependent rRNA catabolic process; exonucleolytic trimming to generate mature 3'-end of 5.8S rRNA from tricistronic rRNA transcript (SSU-rRNA, 5.8S rRNA, LSU-rRNA); CUT catabolic process. The record is from RefSeq and is a predicted model, not a curated record. The transcript has 2 exons. Bases 1 to 714 code for a protein of 237 amino acids. NCBI's taxonomy places the organism in Eukaryota, Metazoa, Nematoda, Chromadorea, Rhabditida, Strongyloididae. Gene Ontology annotation, cellular component: cytoplasmic exosome (RNase complex); nuclear exosome (RNase complex).
AUGACAAAGGUUGUGCUUCCUGGAGAUUUUAUAGAAGAUAUUAACAAUCUUCCAUCUGUUCCAGUAAUUGGACGUGGAUUAAAAGUUUAUAAAAAUGAAAUAAUUUCUACUCAAGGAGGUGUUUUCUGUUCUAGCAAAGAUGGGAUGUAUGUUGAUGUUAGUAGUAAGAGAUAUCAGCCUACUGUAAAUGAUCUUGUAAUUGGAGUUGUAAUUAAUGUUAUGGUUGAAAAUAUUAAAUUAGAUAUCUGUUACUUAGAAAAUGCAGUUCUUUCUACAUUAUCGUUUGAAGGAGCAACUAAAAGAAAUAAACCUAAUAUAAAAGUUGGAGAUGUUGUUUAUGCUCGUGUUAUCUCAACGUCAAAGUAUUUAGAAACAGAAUUAGCAUGUAUUGAUAAAGAUAAUUUUGCCAGAGGAUUAGGAGUUUUACCUAGUGGUGGAAUGGUAUUCAAAGUUUCUCUUAAACAUGCCAGAAGACUCCUUUGUCCUAAGUGUAAAUUGCUUGAUUUUAUUGGUAAAGAAAUAAAAUAUGAGUCAUGUAUUGGUAUUAACGGUAGAAUUUGGGUGAAAGCAGAUACAAAUCAAUCAAUAAAAUGUAUUGUAAAAAUAAUUCAACAAAGUGAAACAAUCCCUAAUUCUAAAUUAGAAGAGUUUGUUAGUUCACAUGUUAGUUUGAUGAGAAAUUACUGUAAAGAGGAAGUGAUGGAAAUUAAGUAA